Musa acuminata AAA Group (dessert banana) is the source of this 1386-nucleotide messenger RNA. RefSeq names its product GDSL esterase/lipase At5g37690-like. Lineage: Eukaryota; Viridiplantae; Streptophyta; Magnoliopsida; Zingiberales; Musaceae. The coding region runs from base 41 to 1210 and encodes 389 amino acids. The record is from RefSeq and is a predicted model, not a curated record. The transcript has 6 exons. Gene Ontology annotation, molecular function: hydrolase activity, acting on ester bonds.
GGAAGAAAAGCCAAACUUCGAGACAUGAGCAUGGCUUCACAUGGCGCCAUCCACCCACAAUAAAUUGCCAUCUCCACAUCCAGCUUCAGCAGCAUCACGUUCCAGGGUCAGGAAGAACAUGGCAGCUCUUCUGGCUACUGUGACCAUUUCCCUCCUCUUCGCUGCCACUUCCAUCCCCACCAUCACCGCCGGUGCAGGCGAAGCCGUCAUAUUUGCCUUCGGGGACUCGCUGUCGGACGUCGGCAACAACAAUUACCUCCCGUUUUCCCUGGCGAAAUCGGACUACCCGUGGUAUGGAAUCGACUACUAUAAUGGCCGUCCCACUGGGAGAUUCACCAACGGGAGAACCAUAGGAGACAUCAUAUCUGCUAAGCUUGGGGUUCCAUCUCCUCCGCCAUACCUCUCGUUGUCUAUGAAUGAUGAUGCUAUUCUCCGAGGUGUCAAUUAUGCUUCUGGUGGCGCAGGAAUCCUCAACGAGACCGGAAUAUAUUUUAUCCAGAAACUCUCCUUUGACGAUCAGAUAAGUUGUUUUGAGACGACAAAGGUUGCAAUCACACGUAAAAUUGGAAAACUGGCCACUAAGAAACUGUGCAACGAUGCACUCUAUUUCAUCGGCCUCGGAAGCAAUGACUACAUAAACAACUACUUGCAAUCCGUCUUAGCGGAUGGACACAUAUAUACCCUCCCACAAUUCGAGGAUCUCCUGAUAGAUACCUUAGAAGCCCAGUUAACGAGGUUGUAUAAGCUUGGGGCAAGGAACGUGGUCUUCCACGGACUGGCGCCGAUGGGCUGCAUUCCAUCGCAGAGGGCGACGGCGGCCGACGGGCAGUGCUUGGAGUUUGUCAAUGACUACGUGCUGCAGUUCAACUCGCGCGUAAAGAAGCUACUCGUUGGGCUCAACUCCAAGCUGCCUGGUGCCCAAAUGGCUUUUGCAGACUGCUACGACAUCGUUUUGGAUCUCAUCAACCACCCAGAACAAUAUGGAUUCAAGGUUUCCCACACGUCUUGCUGCAAUGUGGACACCACUGUCGGUGGCCUCUGCUUGCCGAACUCGAGACUCUGCAGCGAUCGCAAGGAGUACGUGUUUUGGGAUGCGUAUCACCCAACCGAUGCAGCAAAUGAAGUGAUCGCCAAUGAACUAUUCGCUGAUCCAGACGUUGGUCGAGUUCAUCCUGCGUUUGGAAUCGCUCCUUCCCCCUCCCCUCUUUGAUUAGCCAUUAUGUUGCGAGGUCACCUCAAUUCACAGCGCUUUGUGCACUUCAAGUCCCGGUUAUAAUUUGCAGCGUAAUCAAGUCAUAGAAGGGAAUUACUUUUGUGCUACAAAAGGCUUAAAAUAUGUUAAAAACACUAUAGUUUUAAUAGCAAAUGAUAUGUUUCGCUGUGGAA